UUUCAAUAUUUGAAUUCUCUCAGUAUUUUGUAGGUAAUUCGUGAAUAUUUUUGAUUGGAUUAGAGUAGUUAGUAUUUUGUGAAUAUCGGAUUAGAACAGUGUGUGUGUGUGUGUGUGUGUGUGUGUGGAGGAACGUUGCUUAACACUGCGCAAAAGAUAGGAUAUAACGCAAAAAAUGUUGAUAGAGAUAUUGUAGAUUAUUAAUUUAUAGUGAGGUCCACGUUAUAAUGGCAGUGUUUGAUUAGCAAUGGUACUUUACAAAAAAUCUGAAUAGGAAAAGUUAGGGAAUGUUUUGUCAAAUAUUGUGAAGAGAAAGUACAGUAGAAAAGUAGAAAAAAGAGUGUGAGCAACUUAUAUUUGCUGAUUAUAUUACUCUACUACUGCCUCUACUAUGCAAAGGAAAAUGAUAAGAAGACGUGGAGAAGAGUAAAUGUAAGGGUUUUGACGAUAAAAACGUUCAAAAAGGAGGAUAAGAGAAUCAGAUAUAAGUGGACGGAAUAACGUUGAUAAACAUUAAACGAAGAGAAAAUUUGAUACAAGAAUGUGGUUGAGGAAUAGGAUGCUUCAAUUUGUGUUGGAAUUGUGUGCGAUUGUUUUAUGUUUAUGGAAAGUGGAAGCUGUCACUUUAAAGCAGGCUCCAGACAAAUGGGUGGUACCAAAAUGCUGCCCCCUGGGUUUCACCCUGAGCGAACAGAACCCCUCCUCGUGUGUGCCCACCCCCCUCAUGCUGGAGCCCGAAUAUUGGGGGGCUGACACCCUCCACCCCAACGACACCCAGGUUGACGUCCUAAUCGGCAAUCCCUGUCCUUAUGGCAAGUACCGCCUGGAGCCGCACAAGGACAGUCUGGACGAGUUCGUGGUUCUGCCCAAUGGCUCCCUCCUGGUGCCCUUUCAGACUCCACCCCUGCUCCAGAUCACCGACUACUGCCUGGAUCUGUUCGAAACGCCCAGUGGGCCGGUCGCCUUGCCUCUCAUCUGCUUCUCGUCCUCAGAUGAGCAGUCGCCCGAUUUCUGGAAAAAGCUGGCGUUGACGGUCUACCCGAUGGGCCUCCUUCUGUCAGUGCCAUUCCUACUGGUGACUCUGCUGAUCUACGCUCUCAUUCCAGAGCUGCGAGACACGAGGGGCAAAUCGCUGUGUUGCCACAUCUCCUGUCUCAUUCUAGCCUACAUUGCUCUGGCCACUGUGCAACUGGGGGGACCUAGUCUAUCUGAGAACAUGUGUGUCAUGAUAGCUUUCCUUAUUCAAUUCUCAUUCCUGGCCUGCUUCUUUUGGUUGAAUGUUCUCUGUUUUGACACCUGGUGGAGAGUGACAUCACCAUUCACGUAUUCCAACCAGAAAAUAGAGCUGAAGAAGAUGUUAUGGUAUUCAUUGUAUGCCUGGUGCUGUCCUCUCUUAGUGCUUCUUUCAACAGUUUUGAUGGAAUUGACGCCGUUCAUACCUCCAUCCUACCUAAAGCCCAACUUUGCUUACAACUGUUGGUUCAGUAAUGACUUGGCAGCCCUCGGUUACUUCUAUGGACCAAUGGGAUUCAUUCUUAUAUCAAACAUGGUGUUCUUCCUGCUAAGUGCAAGACGUCUAUGUAAGCCCAUACAUUUCUAUGCGGAUACCAAGGCUGAGGCACCAGUUAGUCAGAAGACAGCUUUGCAACGUAGGCUGGACAUGUUUAAACAAUGUGCGUUUCUAUUCGUUGUAAUGGGAGUCAAUUGGUUUGCUGAGCUUAUUUCCUGGGCUCUGGGAGGACCAAGUCAGGUUUGGUUUGUAACAGACGUCCUCAACACCCUGCAAGGAGUAAUAAUAUUCAUAAUAUUUGUGCUCUAUGUACCAAGGGCUAAACGCCUAGCCAUGCAAUUCAUUACCUCACACUUUUGUCAGUCUGAAUGAAGUGGCUUUAAAUCUAACGAUCCAAAUAAAAUACAAAUAAAUACAGAUAUCAAAAUCAA
Messenger RNA from Nilaparvata lugens (brown planthopper), 1941 nucleotides. Its product is annotated as G-protein coupled receptor Mth2. Gene Ontology annotation, molecular function: G protein-coupled receptor activity. The record is from RefSeq and is a predicted model, not a curated record. Lineage: Eukaryota; Metazoa; Arthropoda; Insecta; Hemiptera; Delphacidae. Gene Ontology annotation, biological process: cell surface receptor signaling pathway; G protein-coupled receptor signaling pathway. Bases 542 to 1882 code for a protein of 446 amino acids. Gene Ontology annotation, cellular component: membrane. The transcript is spliced from 10 exons.